This is a messenger RNA of Puntigrus tetrazona (Sumatra barb), 1137 nucleotides long. Its product is annotated as phosphoinositide-interacting protein-like. The record is from RefSeq and is a predicted model, not a curated record. Bases 395 to 787 code for a protein of 130 amino acids. The transcript has 2 exons. Gene Ontology annotation, biological process: phosphatidylinositol-mediated signaling; positive regulation of cation channel activity. NCBI's taxonomy places the organism in Eukaryota, Metazoa, Chordata, Actinopteri, Cypriniformes, Cyprinidae. Gene Ontology annotation, molecular function: phosphatidylinositol bisphosphate binding; transmembrane transporter binding.
AAUCCUCUUGAAGCUCUUUCUAUCAUUUGUCUUCUCUUUUUCUUCUGCUGGUAAAUAGAGAAUGAAUGGACAGAGAGAGGAGGAGAAAGAAAAGGAUGAGAGAGUGUGGAAAUGUGAGGAGAGGAGGAGGGAGAAUUCCACUUAGUGUCCAUCUAAUGCACUUUACCCCCCUCCCACACACACACACACACACACACACACCUCUCUCUCUCUCACGCCUCUUAGGUCUUGGAUCAUCUCACAGCAGAGGACUUGACAGGACGGAUGCUCAUCUGACAGAUCAGACAGAUAUCAGACUCCAGAGGAUCCUCAGCAUCACACACACACACACACACACACACACACACAUCUGACAGGCGUACCAGAGACGCAGGGGUGCGGGACGUCCGGAGACAUGUCGUCUGUCCCAGAGCCCCCGCCUCCCGGGGACUGUCCUCGCUCGUGUUCCCGAGAGCAGCUCACGCCUCGAUCGGAGAACACGGUCUUCAGCCUGGCCCACAACGACACCUUCUGGACCCUGCAGCCCGCUCCGGGCAACUGCGAGUACUACUGGCACGCCAUCCUCCUCAUGACCUCCGGGGGCAGCGUGCUGCUCUGCGGGAUGGUGCUGAGCGGACUUUACUUCGCCGGCUUCUCCAUGAUGGCCACCAAUAUCCUGGGCCCCGCUCUGCUGUCCGUGGGGCUGAUGGUGCUGGUGGUGGGGGUGGUUUUGAUGCCCAUCACACAACAGAUGAGGCGUCAGAGCGCAACGAAACGCAGUUAUUACAAGCCUCACAUAAACCUAUGAGGAGAACUUAUCAGGUCUCUGUUCGGAUAGUGAGGACAGCUCACCCAGAAAUAAAGCGCCUGUCAUCAUUUGCUCGCCCUCCUUGGUGACAGACGUUUCAUUCGUUGAGGGUGAAAUGUCCUUUUGAAGCAAGACACCGCAGGCAGAACGUUUCAAACAUGUCUACUAAAAUGAAAUGUAACGCUCUAAACAAAAACGCUAAUUCGGAAUAUCGAUGAAAGCGAGUACGUAAAUCAUUUAAAUGAACUUAAAUAUGUUAGGAAAUAUGUUUAGGUUGAAGCAUUAGAAUUACACACAACAAUAAAAAAAAAAAAAAAAACAAUAAAUAAAUACAUUUUAAAUACCUCACA